Messenger RNA from Neodiprion fabricii, 2158 nucleotides. RefSeq lists its product as uncharacterized. The coding region runs from base 1 to 2100 and encodes 699 amino acids. Gene Ontology annotation, biological process: DNA integration; DNA recombination. NCBI's taxonomy places the organism in Eukaryota, Metazoa, Arthropoda, Insecta, Hymenoptera, Diprionidae. The transcript has 5 exons. Gene Ontology annotation, molecular function: DNA binding. The record is from RefSeq and is a predicted model, not a curated record.
AUGGGAAAACAUAAAAAACGUACACGCAGCGAAGACAGGAAGGAGGAAACGAAGAAAUUACGGCGUGAAUUGAGAGACCUGAAAGAUUUGGUGAUGCAGUGUCUGGCAGCGAAAUCCAGAGAUGAUGCGUCCAACAGGGACGCCUACGACAGUGAUGACAGUAUCAGCGAAGAAGAUCCCCCAAGCGAUGUGGACAGUCAGGAUAUACGAGGAGAUGUAAGGGACCCAGAAGCGCCACAGACCCCUGAGACAGGGGCUAAAAAAGGAUCACCAGACCGGCCUGGAGACACAGGCAGCGCGCCAGAAACAACUUCUCAGGCUGCACCGGCUCAGCAGGAGGAUACAACAACUGGGACCAAAACUCCCACGGAAUCCGUUAGUCAGAAGAAUAAAGAGCCCGAAGGAGCCCCAAGCCUAAAUGAAGAAGUUAUAAAAAUAAUUGUCCGGUGGGAUGCGUGGCUGAAAUCCGGACUAAAGAAAGAAGAAAAGGACGAACUGUUGAAAAAUUAUCCUCGAGGAGGAUCCUGUCUCUUAGAAGCGCCAAUCCUGAACCCGGAAAUAGCAUCCACCUUAAACGAAUCGGCGCCGAAGCGAGACAAGUAUUUCUGUGCUACCCAGAAACUAGCAGGAUCCAGCCUUUCAGCCCUGGCGCCGGCUAUUACCCUGCCCUUGGAGAAUGAAACAGUUGACUCGAAGACAAUUCUGACUAACAUCUGGGAUGCAGCAAAAAUUCUGGCAGAGCUUCAUCAUUCACAAUCCGUAGCUCGCCGAGCGUAUAUUUUACCAAGUCUCACAAAACAGGUAGCGUCCUCGCUAGAGGAAAGGACGAGACUUAAAAAUCCAAAGUGCGAAGAAACCUGUCCCAGCCAGUUCGGGAAACUGGAGCGGCCCGUCAGCAAUUCGAAGACCGACCACCUUGACGGGCCAGAGAUUCAAAUUUCAGAAGUCGGCAAUAGCCCAGAGGAUACCAUCGAGACAGUCCAACCAGAGCAAAACGAGCCAGAUCCAGAAUCAGGCUUAUCGUCGUCGGCACUCGUACAACAGCAGCAGCACCAGCAGCAGAUCGAGGACUCAUUGAGUGACCAGCAAAUACAGCGGCACGGCACAUCCACUGAACAAAAACCUUACCCUGGUGGCCGCGAAAUUAUCCGGCAGGCGCUGUUAAAUAAGAACACAUCGGAGGAAUCCGCUGAAAUCAUGAUCGCGUCAGUGGAAAACUCAACUCUCAAGCAAUAUGAAUCUUCGUAUAAACUUUGGUGGGAAUUUAAUCAAGAGACCCAGUCUGACCCUUUCAGCAUCACAGCCAAAAAAGUGCUAUCUUUCUUGACGAAAAGAUUCCAAGAUGGUGCCAGCUACGGAACCAUCAACUCUGGAAAAGCGGCGCUAGCACUGAUAGCGAGAGAGGAAAUCGCUAACUCCGAUCUCAUCAACAGGUUUAUGCGAGGCGUAUACAAGAAGAGACCUGGCCGACCUAGGUACGACACAAUCUGGGAUGUAGACCCAGUGCUGGAUAAACUUGCGGAGUGGUAUCCCCUCGAACCUCUCAAACUAAAAAAGGUCACCAAAAAACUAGUACUACUCUUAGCACUAGGAACAGCACAUCGUAUUCAGACGCUAGCCGCUAUAAAAAUAAGUAACAUAAUAGAGACUCAAAAAGGUCUGGAAAUAAAGAUUCCGGAACACAUAAAAACAUCCAGGGCAGGAGCCGUUCAGCCCCUGCUAAAACUACCGUUCUUCGAACACAAACCUGGACUAUGCAUCGCAAGAACUUUGCUACAUUACUUAACAAUAACUAAAGACUUAAGAGGAAAAGAAGACUACUUGCUGAUAUCUUUCCAAAAACCACAUGCAAAAGUCUCAAGAGACACCAUUGGGCGAUGGAUAAAAAGUACGCUUAAAGAACUCGGAGUAGACGAGCGAUAUACUGCCCACAGUACACGACAUGCUGCGACGUCGAAGGCGGCCGAGAAAGGUGUCAACAUAGACGAAAUAAAAAGAAUCGCGGGAUGGUCCCAGAAAUCGAAGGUCUUCGCGGAUUUCUACAACCUCCCGAUCAAGAUCCAAGACGACGACUUCGCGAAGAGGGUCAUGUUGACAUAAAAACAAAAAAUUUUUAAUAGACUCUAAAAGUCCACAUUGUAAUCUCAAAGGGCGAGAC